Molecule: messenger RNA, 342 nt
Organism: Saprolegnia diclina VS20
Lineage: Eukaryota; Oomycota; Saprolegniomycetes; Saprolegniales; Saprolegniaceae
Exons: 2
Coding region: 83-259 (58 amino acids)
Source: RefSeq, a predicted model, not a curated record
UCCCACAAUCAAUACCAACAGCAGCAACAGCAACAACAAUAACACUAGUCGUGCACCGGUGUACCCGUACCCGCCGUCAGCGAUGCCUGUCUAUGGCUACCCGCCGUACCAGUAUUAUGCGGGGCCGUACCCCGCGUACCCGGGCUACGCCAGUCCAGUCUACGCAAGCUACCCGCUGCCAGGCUACAUGCACCCGUACGGGCAGAUUCCGCUGCCGACCGACGACAGCAACAACCAAGGGCCGCCACCGAUGAUGUAGUCUAUAGCCGGCGCAGCGACGUCGCGAUCGAAGCGACCUCGCAGUCCAAGUCGUUGUUCAAUCUUAUACAUAGCUUUGUGUCG